AUGGCCACUGGCAUGAAUUGCGAAAAAGGCUACAUCCUGAUGAUCAUGAUCGUGUCCGUGGGAGUGUUCAACCUGAUCAUGGCAAUUUUCAUCGAUAACGUAACUGGCUCUCAGCAAGCCCGUCGAAAUCGUGAGCUGGCGGACACGGCCGAACGGGUUCGCGUCACGAUCAAAGAGCACGUCGCCAGGUUUUUGGGCAAGGAUAUCAGGAACAGGCGGACCUUCAUCCAUGGUGACAUGACCAAAAGAGCUGACCUCUUGGAUGAGCAGUUGACAGCUGAAGAGGUCGUCAUUCAUCGCGAGUCCUUUCAGCGCUGGCUUCAGGACCCGGAGUUCACAGAAGC
Symbiodinium pilosum is the source of this 344-nucleotide messenger RNA. Lineage: Eukaryota; Dinophyceae; Suessiales; Symbiodiniaceae. The record is from the annotation of a GenBank genome assembly.